AUGGGAAACGUUGAUACAAAAUUGAAUUUUCGUAAAGCCGUGGUGCAAUUAACGUCAAAAUCUGAGCCUAUAGAUGCAAAUGAUGACUCUUUUUGGGAACAAUUUUGGUCAGAAAACGUAACAAACGUACAGGAUAUUUUUACGUUGGUUCCCGCGGCCGAAAUAAGGGCUUUAAGGGAAGAUGCGCCAUCAAAUCUGGCAACAUUGUGCUAUAAGGCGGUCGAGAAGAUGGUCAAAGCCGUUGAUAGUAGCUGCAGAACCCAACACGAGCAACAGACAGUUUUAAAUUGUACAAGACUGUUGACAAGGAUUUUGCCGUAUAUUUUUGAGGAUCCCGAAUGGAAGGGAUUUUUUUGGUCAUCUUUACCAACUUCCGGUGAAGAUGAUGAUUCCAUUCCACUGGCACAGUCUUUGCUUAAUGCUAUAAGUGACUUGCUAUUCUGUCCAGACUUUACCGUAGUCGCAAGCCGAAAAAGCGGACCAGAUAAAGCUGAAGAGCUCAACUCCAUCGACAGUUGCGAAUACAUUUGGGAAGCUGGCGUAGGCUUCGCCCAUUCCCCGCCCAGAAAUCCCGCAUAUGACGCGCACAGAUGCGAGCUACUCAAAUUGCUUUUAACGUGUUUCAGCGAAACAAUUUACCAACCGCCUACAGAUAUAUCGCAAAAUCCCAACAAAUGGAUUCUGCACUUGACCUCUGCCGAGAACCGUCACGCUUUGCCGAUGUUCACUUCCCUCAUAAACACCCUGUGCGCCUACGAUCCGGUGGGUCUUGGCGUUCCUUAUAACCACCUGCUUUUCAACGAUUCGUUGGAACCGCUGGUGGAGGCGGCCCUGCAAAUUUUAAUCGUCACUCUAGAUCACGACACCAGCUCUUCUACCCCGCACGAAGGGGACGACACCACCGUCCCUGACAAUCUCUUCAUCAACUAUCUAUCGAGAAUUCACAGGGACGAGGAUUUUCAAUUUAUUUUGAGCGGCGUGACAAGGUUACUGAACAAUCCUCUGGUGCAAACCUACUUGCCAAACUCGACGAAAAAAGUUUAUUUUCAUCAGGAGCUCCUCGUGUUUUUCUGGAAAAUGUGCGACUAUAACAAGAAAUUUUUGUACUUCGUUCUAAAAAGUAGCGAUGUUUUGGAAGUUUUAGUGCCUAUAUUGUAUCAUCUAAACGAUUCUAGAGCUGAUCAAUCUCGAGUGGGUUUAAUGCACAUUGGAGUGUUUAUUCUGCUUUUACUUUCUGGCGAGCGAAAUUUGGGAGUGCGGUUAAAUAAACCGUACACGGCCACAAUACCGAUGGAUAUACCGGUUUUUACCGGCACGCAUGCCGAUCUUUUGAUAAUAGUUUUUCAUAAAAUUAUUACCACCGGACAUCAAAGAUUGCAGCCUCUAUUUGAUUGUCUUCUAACUAUUCUAGUCAACGUUUCCCCAUAUUUAAAGACGUUAUCCAUGGUAACGAGUACAAAGUUGCUCCAUCUCUUGGAAGCGUUCAGUACUCCUUGGUUCCUGUUUUCUCAACCUUCUAACCACCAUCUAGUAUUUUUCUUGCUAGAAAUAUUCAACAACAUUAUUCAGUAUCAGUUUGAUGGAAACUCGAACCUUGUGUACACCAUCAUCCGUAAACGGCAAGUGUUCCACUCGCUGGCAAACCUGCCUAGCGAUUGCGGCACAAUAUCGAAAUCGAUGACCCGCCGCAGCACGCGUAGCCGCCUCUCGGCCGCCCCCAGCACCGAAAACGUAUCGGAACCCCCCAUGGAGGGUUCCCGUCCUGCGUUGCCAGCGGAACCGGGCACGCUGAAGGCGACGUUGCCAGACACGCCCGCCAUCGGGCAGAUGACCGAGCGGGAGUCUGCGCACCUGGGCUUUCAAGCGCUGACCAAUGGCGUGGCCGCUAUCGCCAUAAGUGCGCCGCCACCCAUGGAUAAAGGUGGCGACAGCGCAGAUGAGACUGGUCCAAGUUUGGACGUACAAAAAAAGUACGAACCCCCAAGAAGUCCAACCGCUUCCGAGGCUUCUUCAUUUACUAGAUCCGUAAAUACUCGUAAUAGUUUGAGAGUUAGCGCCUCCAACGAAAACACAAGCGGUCAGUGGGUUCCCACAGGAGAAUGGGUCCACUCCUGGAAAACCAAACUACCCCUACAAACUAUAAUGAGACUUUUACAAGUUUUGGUACCUCAGGUCGAAAAAAUAUGCAUUGACAAGGGUUUGACUGAUGAAAGCGAAAUACUAAAAUUCCUGCAACAUGGUACUUUGGUGGGUCUUCUCCCAGUACCCCACCCCAUAUUAAUCAGGAAAUAUCAGGCUAACGCUGGCACCACCACAUGGUUCAGGACUUACAUGUGGGGAGUCAUAUAUCUAAGGAACGUUGACCCCCCAAUAUGGUACGACACUGACGUGAAACUUUUCGAAAUCCAACGCGUUUAA
Molecule: messenger RNA, 2418 nt
Organism: Brassicogethes aeneus
Lineage: Eukaryota; Metazoa; Arthropoda; Insecta; Coleoptera; Nitidulidae
Source: the annotation of a GenBank genome assembly